This is a messenger RNA of Pipistrellus nathusii (Nathusius's pipistrelle), 231 nucleotides long. The record is from the annotation of a GenBank genome assembly. NCBI's taxonomy places the organism in Eukaryota, Metazoa, Chordata, Mammalia, Chiroptera, Vespertilionidae.
AUGAUGGAGGUCGAGUCCUCCUACUCAGACUUCAUCUCCUGUGACCGGACAGGCCGUCGGAAUGCGGUCCCUGACAUCCAGGGAGACUCGGAGGCCGUGAGUGUGAGGAAGCUGGCUGGAGACAUGGGCGAGCUGGCGCUGGAGGGGGCAGACGGACAGGCGGGGGCAGGUGCCCCAGACAAGGAGGCUAGCAACCAGCCUGCGAGCAGUGACGGGACCACCUCAUCUUGA